Ostreococcus tauri is the source of this 954-nucleotide messenger RNA. Its product is annotated as Armadillo-type fold. The transcript has 2 exons. Gene Ontology annotation, molecular function: protein binding. NCBI's taxonomy places the organism in Eukaryota, Viridiplantae, Chlorophyta, Mamiellophyceae, Mamiellales, Bathycoccaceae. Bases 1 to 954 code for a protein of 317 amino acids. The record is from RefSeq and is a predicted model, not a curated record.
AUGACAAGCGAUGGCGGGAACAACGACGCCAAUGUGGAUUGGACCGCCCUCCUGAAGUGGUCGCUGGCGCAGCAACAGGGGUUCGACGCCGACGCGAUGCCGCGACGAGAGCUCACGAAUGAUGACAUGAAGUUCUUCUAUAAUGCGGUGGCGGCGUCGAACGCGGGUGGGAAGAGCGACGCGGUUAUGAUUCUGGAGAGCGUUGAGAGCACGCGGGACGGCGGCACGGACGAAGAGGCUGCAGUGGCGUUGGAGGAUUUGAUCGAUCGGUGCGAGCAGACGGAGAACGCGGGGAACAUGCUGUCAGCGGGUGGGGCGGAGGCGCUCACCGCUAUGUUGAGAGCAGGCAGGGGGGAGAUUAGGAAGUUAGCGGCGAGGGCGCUGGCGACGGUGACACAGAACCAUCCAGAAGCACAGGCGCGCGCGGCAAACGCGGGAGCGGUGGAGGCGCUUUUGGACGUCGUGCGGAUCGAUAACGACGACGGUUUGCGAGGUGCGUCGCUGUGGGCGCUGAGCUGUUUGAUUCGCGAUUGUGUCGGGGCGGCGAAGGCAUUCGAGGCGGCUGGCGGCGUCGAGGUGUGUACUCAGUUCAUCUCGAUGCCGACGCUGAACGAUCGCAUACGGGCCAAGGCACUUCACCUGGGACGUCACGCGUUCGUACAGAGCGAGGAAAACAUGUCAGAUGCAGUCGAGCACGGUGCCAUCAAGAGCGCGUCGGAGUGCGUACGCUCGGAAGACGUAAACGUGAGAGAGGCUGCGGCAACGCUUCUCCUUCUCAUUGCUCAGUGCGUGGACUUUACCAAGAAUCCAAAGGCUGUGGACCAGUUUCGUAGCGCCAAGGCACACGUUGCAAAGGCAUUGUCCAACAUGCAAUUUACCACGGGUCCAGACGCCGAGUCUAACGAGCCUACUCGGCAAGCGCUCGAGCAGUUGAUAGCCAUGCUCACCGAGUGA